UUCUAGAUUUCUCAUGACACGUUAUAUGAAGGUUCAGGAUUCAAUUAGUGUAGCGAUGAAAUUAGAGAAGUUAUGUACCUUUUGAAUCUCUCAUCAGCAAUAUGAACAAAAGAGCGGCUGUUGGUUACGGAGCGGGAGGGGGCAAAGGCGGGACCAGAAGAGGGGCGGGACUGGGAGAAGGAGGCCAGGGGAAUGCUAAUAGGGUGAUCCGGUUCAGAUGUGGGUUCACAAAUACCAUCUUGGAUGUGCUGAGGAACAGAGGCUGGAACCACGUGACUGAGGAGGGGGCAGACUGGGACUUCUAUUGGUGUGAUGUUGGCUGGAUGAGAGAGGUGUUCGACCACUGCUACAUGGAUGAGGGAGCUCGAAUCUGUCACUUCCGGAACCACUAUGAGUUGACUAGGAAGAACCUGAUGGUAAAGAACUUCAAGCGGUACCGCAAACAACUUGAAAGGGAGGCCGCAACGGCUGGAGGAAAGUCUGAGGCUCUUAAGAUGGACUUCUACCCUCCGACGUUUGAGUUGCCGACCGAGUAUCACAUGUUUGUGGAGGAGUUUAAAAAACACCCUAGUGCAACUUGGAUUAUGAAGCCAGCUGCGAAGAGCCAGGGCAAGGGCAUAUUCCUGUUCCGAAAACUCAAGGAUAUCACAGACUGGAAGAAGAACAGUGUGUACAAGCCAGCCUCUCAGCAGAACCACCAGGACAGUCAGGGGGAGAAGGAGGCGCAAGUGGAGACAUACGUGGUGUGCAAGUACAUCGACAACCCAUACCUAGUCGGAAACAAAAAGUUCGAUGUCAGGUUUUAUGUGCUGGUGUGUUGCUAUGCGCCUCUGAAAGUGUGGCUGUACAGGGAGGCAUUUGCCCGCUUCUCAACUGUAAGAUACAAUCUGGAGAGCAUUGAGGACAAUGUGGUCCACCUGACCAAUGUGGCCAUCCAAAAGUUGGCUCCAGACUAUGACCCAGAGAGGGACUGCAAAUGGAGUUUCGCCAGCUUGAAGAGAUACCUGACUGCAAAGCAUGGCAAUGAAGAAGUGGCCCAGCUGAUGAGAGAAAUUGACGAACUAGUCAUCUACAGUCUCAAGAGUGUACAGAAGAUCAUCAUCAAUGACAAGCACUGCUUCGAACUAUACGGCUAUGACAUCAUGCUGGACACUGCAAUGAAACCAUGGCUGUUGGAGGUCAAUGCCUCUCCCUCCCUGACCGCAUCCUCACCACAGGACUACGAGUUGAAGUACAGACUACUGGACGACAUGGUCACUGUGAUCGACAUGGAGAACAGACUCACUGGAAAGGAGAAACGCAUCGGUGGCUUCGACUUGAUGUGGCACGACGGCCCAGUGCUAGUAAAUGACGGAGGAGUGGAGUACACCAGUGCCCCUGGACACUGCACCAACUCAUUCCUAGGCUGCUCGAAUGAGAACAGACAGAAACAGUUGAAGCAGAUGAUGCGCCAGGCCAACAUCGCCAAGAGACACAACAACCCAACUCAGCCUAAUCAGAAUACUAGUGUGCAGCAAUCUGCUGCUGCGGGAGUGGCGUGAGCAAUAGGGAUGUUGAUUGUAGCUGCGAACUAGAGUAGUUUUGACUCGAACUAUCCGUUUAUUUCCAGUAGUCCGCAAUCGAAGAUAGUGGAAAUUGAUUGGAGGGUUUGUCUCGACCAUCGAACUGUAACUGUGGCUUUCCCAGACAAUAGAUCAAUUUAGCGGUGCUUGGAAUAUCACAACUAAUUAUUGUUUCAAUUGAAAAAUAGUUUCCGUAGCUCACUGAUUAUUCGAUGUGUAAAUUGUAAAAAUUGUAAAUAAAAUAGCGUAAAAAUAUUCAUAGGCGUAAAUUUUAAAAUAUUGUUCAUGAUUUUUUGUAGAUUAUGCAUUUUGUGUUGAUGUAAAUACUGUCAAUAGCAAUUUUGAACCGAAGAUUUUAA
Molecule: messenger RNA, 1921 nt
Organism: Symsagittifera roscoffensis
Lineage: Eukaryota; Metazoa; Xenacoelomorpha; Acoela; Convolutidae
Product: probable tubulin polyglutamylase TTLL9
Exons: 8
Coding region: 102-1541 (479 amino acids)
Biological process (GO): protein polyglutamylation; microtubule cytoskeleton organization
Cellular component (GO): cilium
Molecular function (GO): tubulin-glutamic acid ligase activity; tubulin binding
Source: RefSeq, a predicted model, not a curated record